AUGAUCAUUUUGUGGCGAAUUUUUAGUGAUUCUGUUAUAUCACUUCGAUUGAGUGCAGAUGAACAAAUGUUAUAUUCUGGUAGUCUUGAUAAAGAUUGUAUUUGGUGGAGUUUACCAACCAGACAAAUACGUUUUAAAAAUUCAUUUCCAAAUCCAAUAACGAAUAUGCUUCUUGCAAAAUUUGAUACUAAUGAUGCUAAUAAAGGAUCAAAUAUUUCUACUCCAUUUACUACAUUUUCGAGUGAAGCAGCUGGAGAAGUUGUAGCAUAUACUCUUGCGUCUCGAAAUGGUCAUAGUCGAAGACCAACGAAUAAUGAUGAUUUUAUUAAAUUUAUGCCUAUGCCACCAGUUGAUAGUGAAGCAGACGAACGAGCAACUAUGACAGCGCCAACAUUUGCGCAAAUGGCUCGGCUGUUACUUGAGCAACAGAUGAAUUCGUCUGGUUUAUAA
Molecule: messenger RNA, 450 nt
Organism: Rotaria sp. Silwood2
Lineage: Eukaryota; Metazoa; Rotifera; Eurotatoria; Philodinida; Philodinidae
Source: the annotation of a GenBank genome assembly